UCUUGCUGGGACAGGCUCCUACCGGAGGGCUCGCCGCUUGACGCAGGUGUCCAGCUGGAUGGAUAACAGCAAUAUUUAAUAGCCUUGUUUUUUAUCUUAAUUAAUGAAACGCCGAACAACAUUGUUUUUAAAAGAUUUAUUAUAAUAGCUUUAUAUCUUUGGUGGACACUUUUGUUCUUUUCGGACUGCAGAAUCGGGUUCGUAAGGUUGGUCGGCUUCACUUUAAUACUCAUUUGCGAGUUACAUUUACUGCUGUGAUAAAAGCCAGUGUAAUAAAUUUUCAUGCCAGAUUUGGAGCAUUUCAGAUUUUCCUACAAAAACAUGAAUUCUUAUGUCGGGGCAAACGUCGUUUUGCUACAGCAGCAGCAUCAGAACCAAGUACCAAUCCAGCCGGAUUCGGGCCUUUUACCCGAUCCGGGUUUUGGCUCUGCUGAUCCCGGGUUCAUCCUUGGUGACCAUAACUCUGCGGGUCCGGAUGGGUCAUCUGUUCUCGACUUCGAUUCUCUGCCCCAAUCGGGGCUCCAGUACUUGCACCUUAGUAACUCCUUGUACCGCUUACCACCGCGUCCGCCCGCCGCAAUGGCUCUGCGUAACGACUUGGGCUCCAACAUCAGUGUUUUAAAGACACUCAAUUUGCGUUUUCGCUGUUUUUUGGCUAAAGUGCAUGAACUGGAGAGGCGAAACAAGACACUGGAGAAUCAGCUGCAGCAGGCUUUGGAAAAUAAAGGUGCUGAUAGCGGAGGAGUAAUGACGGGGCACGGGAGAAGGCCCGUGACCAAAGAUGUUGGUGUUCAGACUGGCUUAAUCGGGACAAUCCCAGUUAGACCCGAAUUGUUUCUUCAGAAUGCAAAUAACCCGGUUUACCGAUCUGGAAGCUUGUUUAUGCCUACAAUUGGUUCUGUCUUCACGUAUGAUAUCAACAACAAGGUGCCAAAUGGAAACGCCAAUGAUGCUGCGGACUCAAACUCCAACCCAAGCCCCAACAUCCCUGUGUGCCCGGGAACAGAGCACCAGGCCAGGAUCAUCUCCAACAUCAAUGAGACCAAUGUCACUCACAUGAGCACCGGCACAGGCCCGUCCGCAAACCCACCGCCCAGGUUCCUGCCUGGUACCAUUUGGUCAUACAACCACACGCGCAAGUUCGGCUCCGGCCUGGAGACGCGGCUCGCGGGACCCGGGGUGUCAUGGGUGCACCCAGAUGGGGUGGGAGUCCAGAUUGACACCAUCACCCCUGAGAUACGGGCUCUGUACAACGUGCUGGCAAAAGUGAAGCGAGAAAGAGAUGAAUAUAAGCGCAGAUGGGAGGAGGAAUAUACAGUCAGGAUGGACUUUCAGGAGAAGGUGGCUGAGCUGGAGGAGGAGCUCCAGGAGAGCGAGGUGUGCCAGGAUGAGCUGGAGCUCAGGGUGAAGCAGCUGAAGGCCGAGCUGGUCCUCUUCAAGGGCCUCAUGAGCAACGACCUGUCAGAGCUCGACAGUAAGAUCCAGGAGAAGGCCAUGAAAGUGGACAUGGACAUCUGUCGCAGGAUUGACAUCACCGCCCGUCUCUGUGAUGUGGCCCAGCAGCGCAACUGUGAGGACGUGAUACAGAUUUUCCAGGUGCCCACGCCUCCAUCCACUCUGGGCCGCCGCCCUCGCAAGCAGGCCCAGCAGCCUUCCUCCACCAAUGAGGCAGAUGAUCCCACCAGCAUGUCUGAGGGCGACGGCGGCGGCGGCACUAAGGAGGAGGAGAUGUGUGGCUCUUCAACCAAUCAGAUCAAUGAGGAAGUGCAGAGGAUGCUCAAUCAGCUGAGGGAAUGUGAGUUUGAGGAUGACUGUGACAGCCUGGCCUGGGAGGAGACAGAGGAGACCCUGCUCCUCUGGGAGGAUUUCCCCGGCUACGCCCUCGGGGCUGACCUGCAGGGGGAGCAAGAGGAAUCCAUUGAAAAAGUGAUAAAGGACACAGAAUCACUCUUCAAGUCCAGAGAGCGAGAAUAUCAGGAGACUAUAGACCAGAUUGAACUGGAGCUGGCCACAGCCAAGUCAGACAUGAACCGGCAUCUGCACGAGUACAUGGAGAUGUGCUCCAUGAAGCGGGGCUUGGACGUGCAGAUGGAGACAUGCAGAAGGCUAAUCACGCAGACGGGGGACCGAAAAUCCCCCUCGUUCACCACUGCGCCGUCCGAAGAAAGCGAGGAGCCGGAGAGGAAGAAGUCUUCUGCCCCCGAGCUGGGGAGAUAGCGGCCGCUUUUCACGUGGGAGCCUGGGAAGAGCGUGUGACGGCAGAGACCAUCUUUAGGGAACCAUCAUUUAUACGUUUACCAUGUAAUAUCCUCUAAUUGGCUUCAUAUCUUUUGGGUGUCUGCCUUUUGGUGGAACACAAUUUUAUUACACCAUUUUAAAGCUCUUGUUUCAUAUGAACGUUAAUGAACUACCAAAGUUCAGUGAUGUUUUUGUAAAAGCACUUAUUUUUGCUAUUCUGCCCACAGCACCGCACUCCUGUUUCCUGAUGCCAUUUCUGGCAUGUAAAUUACAUUUAUGUAGCAGACUCUUUUGUCCAAAGCAACCGAGACGUGAGGAAGCAUGAGGGUGAGAUCACAGGCUCAGCCAGCGGUCGGGGCCCCGCAGUUCCUGGGGCCAAGGGCCCUUGCCCAGGGGCCCGUUACUCUGCCGGUCGCAGUCCCAGCCAAUCACAUGGGAACAGAUCCCGAGCCGCACUCUGGCUGAAAUGAUGUAAUUAACAUCCAAUCGUAUUCUGCCCUCUCUCUUCACUAUUCUUAGCUCAAACAACAGAGAUGGCAUUAAGUACAGGGCAUCUAGGAAGGAGUCAUGUCAUUUAAGUUCAGAAGUGGAAAAUACCUCAUUUAUUCACAUUUAAUGUUAGUUGAAAAGUGUGAAGUGUAGAACGUUGCCUGAGAUUUUGUAGAUGGCACAGAAAAUGCACAUUCGUAAUGACAUCCUGAAAUUUAAUUUGUGGCAAGCAGGACAUUUAUUCUUUUAAACUUGAAAAAAGAAGCAAAGGUUUAUUUAGGGUUUAAUAUACAGUGGUACCUCAGUUCUCGAACUCAUUAGAACUCGAAUUUCUUAAAAGUCGAACCAACCAGUUCUAAAAAAAAAUUUACCUAGAACUGAAUCUGAGAAGUCGAACCGUGAACGCC
This is a messenger RNA of Paramormyrops kingsleyae, 3134 nucleotides long. Its product is annotated as non-homologous end joining factor IFFO1-like. Lineage: Eukaryota; Metazoa; Chordata; Actinopteri; Osteoglossiformes; Mormyridae. The record is from RefSeq and is a predicted model, not a curated record.